AACAAUAAAGAAGAGCAAGAGGGAGAAGGUCGAGGGAGAAUAUCAACCGUGGAAAAUAUCUAGCAGUUGUCCAUAUACUGCGAGAUCGAGAUCAUGACAACUGCAGCUCAGUCUCACAGUACCCUGCCCAGGGAGGGGCCUCAGUUGGAAGAUGAGACUGUUGCAACAUCAGCAAGUAUAAUGGCAAGAUCCAAUGAUCAAUGUGAAGUCUGUGGUGCUCCUGGCAUUCCUUGUCACCCAAGUUUACAGCUACAGGCCAUGUAUGCCUUGAUGGGCACUGCAACUUUGGGCGCUCUCCUCUGUGCGCAAUGUGCCAAACUGGCUGCACAGGCCUGUGAUUUGCAUACUCAACUGCAGGAGUUGGAUGACCAACUGAGACUUGUUCAUAUCAACAUGCUCUAUUGCCUUAUGGAACAGGGAGGCUAUGAUGGACUACAAAGAAGCAAAUUACAUGAGACUGAGAGACCUCAGGUAGAGAGAGGACCAUACACAGUCGAUUUGAUCUGUAGGCUCUGUGACGAACAGUUCAGCUCGACCUCUGCGCUGCUGACACACCUGAGGGUACAGCACGGCGCUGAUACACCCCACGGCCUCCAGCGCGCCACAGCACCGUGUGGACCAUGCACCGUGUGUCGCUGCGGCCGGACAGCUGCUCCGACCCCGGAGUACAGCCAGCCGCCCUCCAGGGACACCGUCGUACCGGAUCACAGCAGUGCUCGACCCGAUGCUGCCGGUCCCACUGCAGAGGGCACCACGGCCUGUCGCUCAGCUGCUGACGUGGAACCGGCGAACGCUGAGGGUUCACUCGCCUGCUCUGCCUGCCCGCAGCGAUUUACCAGCGCCGCUCAGCGCCGGCGGCACCAGCGACAGGCCCACCCGCUGCUGCUGAUCCACACCUGUCGACACUGCGGAAAACGGUUCCCGUCGCCCUCCAAGCUGCGGAUCCACGAGGACAGCCACGCGGGUGCGAGACCGCACGCGUGUGAGGUUUGCGGCCGCCGCUACCUUUCCGCCCAGAAGCUGCACGUGCACGCCCGCUCACACACCGGAGAGCGGCCUUUUGUGUGUCACAUGUGCGGGAGGACGUUCGCGUCGGCCGCUUAUCUGUCGCAGCACGAGCUGACCCACACCGGUCGUAGGCCGCACCAGUGUCACGUGUGCGGGAAACAGUUCACACAGAGGGGUACGAUGACCAAACACGUGCGCAAUGUGCACGGAACGCUGGUGGGACAGCGGACUGAUGUCGGGGCUGCUCAGGGAAUGUCAGGAGUGGUGACUCAAGGAGUGACGGUGAUGACGAACCUAUCCGGAGCUGGCGCUGGCUGCGCUCAGAAACUCGGCACAUGAACCAGCUGAGAAUGGAAAGCUAGUGUGGCUCCGGACAUUGUCUUAUUUAUUGGUUAUUUAAUUAUAUGCACUAUGCAGAGCCAGCCGUCUUAAGACUUUCUCUGGUCUGCUUUUCUACCGGCGGCUAAACCGUCGAUGAAUAUCCAUUUACUCAAUCCUAGCGUAUUUUCUUCUAGAGCCUAGACUACAGAGCAACGGCUGCCAUAGCCGAACCUCUGAGCAUCGCAAAACAUACUGGUCUCACUUCUCAGUCUCAAAAACAGAAUGGCCGUGGGCACACCCCGCCCGCACUGUGUUCACGACGCAUGUAUCUAUUUUUCUAUAGUGCUUAGGUACUUGUGCAGAUGCAGGGACCGAUGCCUUGGGUGUGGAUAUCAAUGGAUGCAUGCUGUAGCAGAGGUCAUGCGCUCUCUAACAAAUCCCAAGGCUAUCUGAAUACAUUGGAAUAUAUGA
This is a messenger RNA of Amphibalanus amphitrite, 1800 nucleotides long. Its product is annotated as zinc finger protein 16-like. Bases 94 to 1347 code for a protein of 417 amino acids. Gene Ontology annotation, biological process: regulation of transcription by RNA polymerase II. The record is from RefSeq and is a predicted model, not a curated record. The transcript has 4 exons. Lineage: Eukaryota; Metazoa; Arthropoda; Thecostraca; Balanomorpha; Balanidae. Gene Ontology annotation, molecular function: DNA-binding transcription factor activity, RNA polymerase II-specific; sequence-specific DNA binding. Gene Ontology annotation, cellular component: nucleus.